AUGAGGAUUCAUGCAGGAGAGAAAUCAUAUCGCUGUGCAGUGUGUCAAAAAGACUUUAACCAAAAAUCAAAUCUAAUAAAACACAUGAGGAUUCAUACAGGAGAGAAACCAUAUCACUGUUCAGAGUGUCAAAAAGACUUUUCAACAAAAUCACAUCUAAUAUCACACAUAAGGAUUCAUACAGGAGAGAAACCGUAUCACUGUUCAGAGUGUCAGAAAAACGUUUCAUCAAAAUCAUAUCUAAUAAGACAUAUGAGGAUUCAUACAGGAGAGAAACCAUAUCGCUGUUCAGAGUGUCAGAAAGACUUUUCCAAAAAAUCGCAUCUAAUAUCACACAUGAGGAUUCAUACAGGAGAGAAACCAUUUAACUGUUCAGUGUAUCAAAAAGAUUUUUCAACAAAAUCAACUCUAAUAUCACACAUGAACAUUCAUACAGGAGAGAAACAAUAUCACUGUACAGUGUGUCAAAAAGAUUUUUCGACAAAAUCACAUCUAAUAAGACACAUGAGGAUUCAUUCAAGAGAGGAACCAUAUCACUGUUCAGAGUGUAAAAAAAUCUUUUCAACAAAAGCAAGUCUAUUAAAGCACAUCAGGAUUCAUACAGCAUAA
Molecule: messenger RNA, 609 nt
Organism: Procambarus clarkii (red swamp crayfish)
Lineage: Eukaryota; Metazoa; Arthropoda; Malacostraca; Decapoda; Cambaridae
Source: RefSeq, a predicted model, not a curated record